UGCGUCUUGAAGUUAUUGUUAUAGGUGAGUUCACGCACCUAAAUUAUUACGUCGAAUACCUAUUGUGUGAUGGACUUGAAAGGAGCUUCUUCAUCAACUUAGGAAUAGGAAACAUUCAGCAUUUCACUAAUGGAAGUAUUUUUCGUAAUGGAAUGACAAGAUUCUGUGAGUUGGACACGUCUAUAGUGGGACUCUGAAAUGUGAAACCUUUUGUAGCUGUGUCUUUGUAGUCUAUGUGAUUUCUAGUGGCCAGUACAAAUCAAGUCAAUAUGUUUUCCUACAUGAUGCAGUCCCUGAAAUCGGACAAAGGGUGUUACUUUAUUUUGGGACUACUGCUCUUUUUAUACAUCAUCAUAAUGGAUAUUAUUCUCUACUGCUCGCUUCAAAAUACUACGCUAAUCGAUCAAAAACACGAGGGGUCGUAUUCUCCUUUCUCCCCCCUCUCAACCAAGCUGCUUAUGAGCGAUCCUAUUCAACAUUACAUAAUCAAUCCAACGUCGGAACGCUUUGAUGAAAUCACCAGAUUCAGCAAGAUUUUCUAUUUUAUCUCGCCAAAUAUGAUCAGUUUUACCCAUCUUUUUCUUGCUUUGGUGGCAGCAAAGUUUGUCUCCUCCGACUCUUUGAGAACCAGAAGACUCGGGGUACUGGUGUACGAGUUCCGAACCUGGCUAGACAGUUUAGAUGGGGUGGUUUUCCGUAGUCAUAAAAACCAGCAGCACGAAUACAAGUCCCAUCAUGACAGUUGGGGAUUUUUGAUCGAUGCUGGAUGUGAUAUAACAGGGGGAGUCAUUUUCUCUUUUGGAGUGUUAUUUUAUUUAUUCAAAAUGUCGCCGUCCUUUUUCAAUAAGUACAAGGAGGAAGGCAGUGCUACUUUACCUCUUACCAAAGCAGAAAAUGGCUAUAGCAGUGGGGAGAAAACCAAUGGGAAACCCAGCAAGAAAAUGAUUUUUUGGAAAUGUCUGUGCUUUGGAAUGCAGGUAUUCUUCUCUUCAGGAACUUGGGACAAGCGGGUAGAACAGUAUGGCGAGACUUAUGCAUCUAAGUUAGAUGCACAAAAAACUGUGAAGCAGACGGCAUCGUUGCAUACAUUGAGUACAUGGCUUAUUCUGUAUGUCUGGCGAUAUAUUGAUGGCCAGGCACUGUUACAGUUAUAUUGUCUGAUUAUAUUUAUGGACAAAGUUUGGGAGUUCUUAAAUUUUGUUCAGUAUGUUGGAUUUGGUGUAAUUUUGUUUAUCAAUGUCAUCUCAGAGAUACAUCUUCGACGUGUAAGAGAUUAUAUUGGGCUCUGAAAAAAAAGGAUGGCAUCACAACAGUUCCUGCACAUUAAUGCAUUCUGCUGAUAUUUAAAGGUAGUUUUAAAUACUUGGACUAGUCUUGACUGAAAAUUUACGGUAUACACAUGUAUGCUUUUUUUUUCUUUUUGUGUGUAAAAAUGUAUUUUUGUGAUAUUUUAUAAUGAUUGUGUAUGUAUUGGUGCUGAAAUUAUGGGGACCCUUUCUUUGAUUUUAUUAAUUCUUCUUAUUUUUGACCAUUAAUUAAUGGUACAACUUAAAAAAAGAACUGCUCUGAUAUAAA
Saccostrea cuccullata (small rock oyster) is the source of this 1575-nucleotide messenger RNA. Its product is annotated as ceramide phosphoethanolamine synthase-like. The coding region runs from base 270 to 1289 and encodes 339 amino acids. The record is from RefSeq and is a predicted model, not a curated record. NCBI's taxonomy places the organism in Eukaryota, Metazoa, Mollusca, Bivalvia, Ostreida, Ostreidae. The transcript has 5 exons.